Aphanomyces astaci is the source of this 4979-nucleotide messenger RNA. RefSeq lists its product as hypothetical. NCBI's taxonomy places the organism in Eukaryota, Oomycota, Saprolegniomycetes, Saprolegniales, Verrucalvaceae. The coding region runs from base 26 to 4450 and encodes 1474 amino acids. Gene Ontology annotation, molecular function: protein binding. The record is from RefSeq and is a predicted model, not a curated record. The transcript has 3 exons.
GUCGUUACGGUUGGUGCCGCAAGCAAUGAGCCGAAGCAGCAGCCAAGUCAACAUCCGACAGGCGUAUCCGCAAAAGGCCAUCAUCGCCCAAGCGCAGGUCGCCUCCCCCACGGCAUCCCCCACCCUCAGAAGCACCUACGACCCCACUCGCCCUGCCACCGCGCGCGUCGAAGUGCCCCCUUCGCGAGGGAGUGGCAGCGUCGGAGUCGUAGACUCCCGUCCGAACCGCCCCAGCAGUGCCCACACGAGGCUCCUCACGACCUAUGGCGCCCCGCAGUCCACCAAUGCAAGUCCAGACCAGGCUGCAGUGAUUACCAAACAAGAUUUGAGGCGAAAACGAGCGGAGGAGUAUUUGAGUGAUCGCGUGCGUCAAAUCUACAACGACGUGGGCCGAGACACUCGACCAGUGAAAAAGCACUUGUUUCACGAUGGGUCCUUCGGCAGUAACUCUAGCGGGGGGCGCGUCUCCUCCAACACGUACAAGGGGGACACUGAAUCCCUGCAAGACACCAUCCAUGCACUCAAGUUUCAGCUGCAUCAAGAAGCGGACAAACGAAGCAAGAUGGCGGCGCGCUGUCGUCGGCUCGAGCAGGUGGUAGCGAUGAAGGACAAGAAGUUGGAAGAAGCAUUGGCCUUGCACGCCCAACAUGGCUCGUACAACUCGUACCAGCGCGAAUUGGCCAACCGCGAGCGCGCAUACAACCACAUGCUGGGAAAACUGCGGGAAAAGAUUGAUCAGCAAGCAACGACGUUGGCCGCGUACGAAGACACGGUGAACGAUCUCAAGGCCAGCACCAAACACACACGUGUGAUGGAAAUGGAGGAAACCUUGGCGCAACUGUCGAUGGAAUUGAAGUUGACCGAGGCCAAGGUCGAGGACAGGGACCGAGAACUAGCCCAGUGCUACAAACAACUGGAAGAUCGAUCAGAAAGCACGGCUCAAAAGGCCGUGAAACGGCUGCGCACGGUUGUGCUAGCCCUCAACGACGACAAGAAGCGGCUGGAUAAGGAAACCAAAGUGCUCAAGGCGUACAUUUUGGCCAAGGAACGGGAACUGGCGGCCAUCACCGUCGCAGCCAAGAGCCAACCCAAGCCCAAACAACCCAGCGCGGUUGUUUCCCCCAACAAACCGACGGCGCGUCCGGUUGUCGUGGCCGACCCGACGACUCCAAAACCCCCGCCAUCUAAAUCUGCCGGACGGCCGCUGUCUGCAAGUCGCAGCCGCCCUAUCAGCACCCCAGGCCGCUCCUUGUCGACACCGCAACGCCCUCUGAAGAGUGAACACACAGCAGUAGUCGUCUCCCCCAAGCCCACUUCGGCCAAAAGGCCAACGGUGACGAAAGCUACUGCACCCCCUCCAGUGUCUGUUACGCCAGUUGUCCCUCCCUUGCCGUUGACAGUAUGCAUGAUGGCGGAGCUGGUGGAACCCGAAAUUCCAUCGCCUCCCCCUCUGGAGAAACCAUUGGGGCUCGAGAUGUUGCAGACCAAGGUGGCGCCGACGGUCCCAGUUGUGGCUAUUCUAACCGUGGCCUCCACCACUGAGCCGCCAAAGUCCACGAUGUCAGCCCCCGCAACAAUUGAUGCGGUGAAGUCCAGUAAGCUGGAAACAAGUACAACUUCUCUCUCGGAAGCCCCAAUAUCCAACAAUCCCUAUUCAAACUCGCUUCCACAAGUUGUAGCCCCCGCAACGGCCGACGACGACUCGCUCGUCGAUGAUUCAAAAGACACGACCGACAUUGAACGUAUUUUAAACGGCGGAGGCCGCGCUGCUGUCGCCGACAUUUCUUCGCCACCGGAUGACGAUGAUAUGGACGAUGCAGACUUCGAGGCGCUGAUGGCGUUUGAGACAAAGGCAACACCUCGUCAAGAUGAAAGGCGUGACGAGACUGUUAAACUCAAUGACAAGGACGACGACGACGUCGACGAAGAAGGGGACGUGUUGACUGAGAUUGCCGCGCUGAAGAUUCAAAAACUCUACAAAGUAUACUCGCGCCGACGAGACUCGAUGGAGUUGCACCGCGAAACGAAGAAGAAACAACAGCACCGACAAUCGUCGCGUAACAAGCUCCAAGAUACACUGGUGGGGGGGCAAGACGCUGUGGCGCAGUCGUUGUUGUCAAGCUCUUCGCUGGGUAGCAGCACUUCGAGAGAAGCACCGACCAGAAUUCCAGUCGAGGCAGAGCACAAAGCUGCGUCCGUCAUCCAAAAAGCGUAUCGUCGGUCAACGACGACGACAACAACUGCAGUUUCUGGGCCAACAACGGAACAACGUCCAGCAGGUGAAAGAGCAAGUCUAGAGAUCACAGAAGUACAAGCGACACACGUGGAGAGCGGGGGUAAAGCUGUCAUCGUGGACGCAAUGCCCGCAGAAAGCAACAUGCAAAACUCUUCCAGUCAGUCGGUGGUCAAAUUCUUGGGGGAAACUACCGCUACAGCCGAGCCAUGUAUUGACAAUACCAACGACGAAUCGUAUUUUGAACCUGCUGAAAGCGAUGGGGAGGUGACCCCCAGCGCGUCUGAAUCCCUGUUGGUGCCGUCUUCUUCAAACAAUGAGGCAAUGUGGUCGAACAACUCCGAUGGGUACUCAGCACCAGACGAGAGCGAAGGCCAGGUCACCCCUAGUGCAUCCAAUGACGCAUUCAAUGUUAUCCCCAACUCAACGCUAGUCGAUCACAACGAUAUGAAAAUCGAUUCUCCCAGACAGGAAGACAACGACGACGAGAAUUCUCAGCCAGGUUCCCCCCACGGCAAGCGCACACCAAGUCCGAAAGUUGCAGAGGGGUACAGUGUGCAACAUACCGUCGCCGCCACCGCCAUCCAAAACGCAUUCCGUCACUCGUCGUCAGCAGCAUCAUCCCGUGGGAAUGCACCCUCCGCGCCAACAUCGGCCGUCGACGUGAACGACGACGAUAUGUACUCGGAAGUCGCUGAAAGCGAGGGCAAAAUUUCACCUAGUAUAUCGGAUUCAGAAUUGAAUGGCGCUUCUCCUCACCCAAUCAAAGCUGAGGCCACCCAGCAAACGGCCGCGGCCUCUGCGAUUCAAAAGGCAUACCGUCGGUCGUCCAUGGCUGGAUCGAAACCAAUCGCACAACAUGAUGACGAGGGUACAUAUGACGACAACUACGACGACGACGAUGUCGCAGAUGAUACCCCGUACUCGAAUGUUGCUUCCAGCGACGGCUCGGCCGUGUCACCUAACGGGUCGACCAUCGAGAUAGGCGCAGCAACUUCGGAAAUGCCCACCGAGAAGCGGCAUGCCGCGGCGGCGGCGAUUCAGAAAGCAUUUCGUGAUGCGAUCGUGAGGGGAAAUGGUCACCCCUCAAACGACACAUCAGCUUUGAUAUCGGUACAUGAAGAUCUUGGCGGCGCGGACGCCCCCUCCGAUGUGGUACAAAGUGGCCACGAGCGCAACGCUCCGACGCCAGUCCCCCCCUUGGAUUACGAAGCAGACAAGCAUGCGGCGGCGACCACCAUUCAAAGCGCGUUUAGGCGGUCAAUUCCUUCCACGCCUCGGGCGAUUGACGAAUGUGAAGUCACACAGCCCAGCACGGAUGCGACUGCCGAGGCAUGGUCUACCUUCCCCAUGAACCUGUCGACCCAACAGAACCAAGCGGCCAGUGCCAUUCAAAACCCUCUCGUACGGCCGUCUCUCGCGUCUGAUGCCACUGGAGAAGCAGAAGCUGCCGGGGACGACGAUGUGUACUCUGAGCCUGGAGACGGCGACGACAAAUUGAUUCCGUCAACGUCCUCGUCGCAUCCUACUCGAGCCUAUGAUGAGCACGACUCGAUGAAUCAAGAUGACCAUGUGCCACAAGCUGAAGGUGCACGGCGUCCAGUCCAAGAUGCCAAGAAACCAUCGACAUCCUAUGAUACCCCCCACGAAGGCGGCGACGAUGGAUCCUCAAGCCUUACAACCCACUACAACAUGGCUGAAGCAACGACUUCCUCAAGUGCCAACGGCAAGGUGCACACUGGGGGCGAGGCGAUCAACGCUGCAUCGGCUUAUGUGGCCGCGCAAGAGGUGAAUUUGAACGACGCUGCAAGUACAAUCCAGCACGCAUUCCGCCAUAGCACCCCACGCAGGACCACUACGCCAACUUCUACGGAUCGACCCGUGGAAACUGACCCCACUCGUCGCCACACUGGUGACGUUAUCGAUGACGACACGUCGUUGUAUAACGUCAUCCCCACGCCACGUGAUAACGAGUAUCCCAACGACGAAGAUGUGACACCGUCGCAAGCGCCAAACACGUCAAGCCAAGACGACGUACCUUCGACGUCCGACCGCCACUUGAUCGAAUCGGUGAUGGAUCACUUGGACGACGAAGACGAUACUGACAGGCGGCUGGCGGCCGACGUGCCGCUCGAAUACGAAGACGAGUUUCUGGACGACGACAACGCAGACAACGAAGGCAUCUCAGAAGACGCGCAGCAGCUCGUGGCGGACUAGCGUGCCGAGGAGUAGUAGCAUGUGGGCAGUAAAUUAGUAUAUUUAAUAUCGUUUCGCUAGUACUGUACUACAUCAGCGAUGGUUGGUUGGUGCUUCGUCGACUUCGACGAGAACUUCGCUGCUUCAGGGCCUGGGGAGGUGUGAACUCGACGCCGUCUUUCACCCUGUCCUCUGGUGCCAAAUUGGAUCGAGCGGCAUACUGGGACGCCAGCCAGUCCACCGCGAUGGAGUUUGUGGCCACAAGCGUGUAGUACUCGAAGAGUUCUGCUUCUCGUUGCGCAAUCUUCGUUCGACGGCGCAUGUCCUCGAGGACGUGCUUGGGCGGGAACGAUGGCAGAACGAGGGACUUGUCCAGCGCGCGAAGUGUGUGCAGGAGGGUCGUGUGCAGCUGGCGCAGUUCCGAGUAUCGCCCGUUCAAGCUGAAGCGGAAAGCGUCGCUUUGCAUCUCAACGUAGAACCGCACGGAUUUCCCGUCGGCUUCCAAGUGUCCUGUCACUGCCAGCCCAACGCUCAUGAUAUUGUAUGUAGA